CGGAACGCAACCGUUUUUACACCGCCUACAUAGUUGAACGUUGAAGACUUGAAGCUCGCUCUAACACGUCGUCUUCCCCAUUCAUCUUUCAUUUUUCCCAUUUGACUUUGCCCAAAUUUCGCCCUAAAACCCUUCUGGUACGCCAUUUCCCCGCGUAUAGAUCACACGGCAUUCAAUUUCCUCCCUGUGAAGAAUUAAGGCUUCAUCAUGGACGCAGUCGCAGGCUCUUCCGUCGUUUCCAAAGCCAACCUCCGCAAUUUCGGAACUGGAGUUUCUUCCUCAUCCUUUUCCACUAAGAUUAGAUUGAUUCCUACCGUCGACCUCCCAGUAAAAGAACGCCGAUUGCGUGGCAGUUCUGUAAGCAUUUUUGCCAAGUCUACUGCUAACAGAAGGCAUGCAGUUGGAGGAUUGUCCUUACAUUGCGCAGCGCAAAAGAGAGGUCACGUUGGCAAGACAUUUUGCUCUUCCGGUGUCUGCACAUAUCCGGGAAAUGCCAUUGAUUUAUCUUCGCAUACAACAGAGGAAAAGACCGGGGUGCUUCUUUUGAAUCUCGGGGGACCAGAUACACUUCAUGAUGUUCAGCCAUUCCUGUUCAAUUUAUUUGCUGAUCCUGUAUUCUGCUAGUCUUUUUGUCCAUGUCAUUUAGAGUUUGUUUGGAAUCUGAAAAUAGAAAAUGGCAGGGAAAGAAAUAGGAGGGGAAAAUUUGAAGGAAACAAUACACUGGGUUGGUCCGAACUCAUUAAAUCAACUUUAGAUAUUUGUCCAAAUUCAUUCUAUUUGUAUAUUUCUGUUACGCUACUGGUUUGAAUCCUCAAAGCACAUUCUUGUAAAAAUGAAAGGUAAGUUGUGCCUGCAUUACCCCCUGAGGUGGGGACACUUCCCCAACCUUCAGCAAGCGGGAUAUUGGGACACAUUGUGCACUGAACGGUUCUUUAUCAUAGGUAAAGAUAUUGCAACACAUGUAGCAUUUUGAAAAAUUAUUAUCAAACAUGAUUUCUCAUUUCCCAAGUUAAACCCAAACAUUCAAAAACUAUUUCCCUUAGAAAUUUACAUUUCCCUGAUAUUUUCUGUGUUCCAAACGUAGUGUUUGUAUUUACGAGGUGAAUUUUAAAUGUGGUGGGUGCUUGGAGUUGUAUUAUGCUGAAAAUUCGCUUUUGUGGACCAGGAUAUUAUACGUCUCCCCAGGUUAUUUCAAUUCCUUCAGCGCCCAUUAGCACAACUGAUAUCUGUUCUCCGAGCUCCCAAAAGUAAGGAAGGCUAUGCUGCGAUUGGAGGCGGAUCACCUUUGCGUAGAAUUACAGAUGAGCAGGCAAAUGCAUUAAAGCUCGCAUUGAAAGAGAAGGAUGUCUCUGUUAAUGUUUAUGUUGCUAUGAGAUACUGGCACCCAUUUACUGAGGAAGCUGUUCAACAGAUUAAAAGGGACGGAAUUACAAGGCUUGUUGUGCUGCCCCUAUAUCCUCAAUACUCUAUCUCUACAACUGGAUCUAGCAUUCGUGUCCUUCAAAAUCUUUUUGGGAGUGAUCCAUAUUUGAGUAGACUGCCUGUGGCUAUCAUACAGUCUUGGUAUCAACGACAAGGUUACAUCACGUCUAUGGCUGACUUGAUUGAGAAGGAGUUGCAGAAGUUUUCUAAGCCUGACGAGGCAAUGAUAUUCUUCAGUGCGCAUGGAGUGCCUGUCAGUUAUGUUGAGGAUGCAGGUGAUCCAUACAGGGAUCAGAUGGAAGAGUGCAUUUCCCUGAUAAUGCAAGAACUGAAAGCUAGAGGAGUUAAGAACGACCAUACUUUGGCCUACCAGAGCCGAGUUGGACCGGUACAAUGGUUGAAACCAUACACUGAUGAAGUGCUUGUUGAACUUGGCCAGAGAGGCGUGAAAUCUCUGUUGGCUGUUCCAGUGAGCUUUGUGAGUGAGCACAUAGAGACACUUGAAGAGAUUGACAUGGAAUACAAGGAGUUGGCACUUGAGUCUGGGAUUGAGAAUUGGGGCCGGGUACCCGCCCUCAACUGCACCGCCACGUUCAUCACCGACCUCGCGGAUGCAGUGAUCGAAGCUCUUCCCUCCGCCACGGCAAUCUCAUCGUCGCCCAACCCCACCGGCGAAGAAGCCGACGCUACGGAUCCCCUGCGGUACAUCACCAAGUUGCUCUUCGGCUCUGUUUUGGCAUUCGUUUUGCUCCUUUCUCCAAAGAUGUUCUUGGCGUUCAGGAACCACAUCAUUUGAAGGAGGUGGGUGGGUGGGGGGGGGUUGUUGUUAAGGAAAGUGCUCUACUCUAACCCCAGGGAUAACAGUAACGUUUACACUAUCAGGUACAACCGCGCACCCGCAUUGCCCGUGGAAUUCUGACGGUGUCAACUUUGGUGUCAUUCGUGCGGUUAGUGUAGCACUUCCGGGUUGUGAAGAGGGUUCAAUCCCAUCUUAGUUUCGUUGUGGUUCUUGUAAUCAUGUGUGUGUGUGUUUUUGUCAUAGCAGUGAUAUAAAGACACAAUUGAUGAUUAAUGAGUAUAAAUUUUGUAAUAAUUGAUUGAGCUCAAUCUGCUCCGAUGUGGCAGUUGUAAGGUCACUUGUGUUGGCUUUGCACUUUUAUUUAAGAGUCAGAAAAGUGUCUAGUAUUCAAGAAUAUACGAGUUUCUAUUUUACCUUUUAGAAGAAAUAAAGUGUGUAUAU
Cuscuta campestris is the source of this 2662-nucleotide messenger RNA. Lineage: Eukaryota; Viridiplantae; Streptophyta; Magnoliopsida; Solanales; Convolvulaceae. The record is from the annotation of a GenBank genome assembly.